Elaeis guineensis (African oil palm) is the source of this 766-nucleotide messenger RNA. The record is from RefSeq and is a predicted model, not a curated record. Lineage: Eukaryota; Viridiplantae; Streptophyta; Magnoliopsida; Arecales; Arecaceae.
AGAAGACCAAACAAGCCUUAAUAUCAACAGUAGAUGCGGAAAAGCGUCUCUUGGCCAAUGCUCUGCUGGACUUCUCCAAUGAGCGAUUUGUUCUGCUUUCUGAGAGUUGCAUUCCAGUCUUUAAUUUCCCUACCGUCUACAAGUACCUCAUUGACUCUGCCUACAGCUUUGUGCAGUCUUAUGAUGAAAACUCGAACCAAGGCCUCCGAUAUUAUAACAGCCGCAUGGCCCCUGAUAUCAAGCUUUCCCAAUGGAGAAAAGGCUCUCGGUGGUUUGAAAUCCAGCGCUUAUUGGCAGUUGAUAUAGUUGCAGACAAGAAGUACUACUCUUUUUUCAGGAAAUAUUGUAAAACCGGUUGCUUCCCUGAUGAGUUCUACAUCCCUACCUACUUGAACAUGUUCCACGGGUUAUCAAAUGCGAACAGGACUGUGACUUGGGCUGGCUGGUCAAGGGGAGGUCAUCACCCUGCAACUUAUGGCCGUGAAGACAUCACAGAGAGCUUGAUUCAAUCUAUCAGAAAUAAUGGCAUCAUCUGUACAUACAACUCCAAACCAAGUUCUGUCUGUUUCCUUUUUGCAAUGAAGUUUUCUCCUGAUGCAUUGGAACCCCUACUCAACCUCACUUCAACGGUCAUGAAAUUUUAAAUUCUUUUUCUAGACCUCUCCUUCUGCUUACCCCUACUCAACUUUCUUAUUCAUACAUACUUACCUCGUGUAUUUGGAGCUUUGGAGCAUGUAUUUUAUGAUACUAAGAGCUCGAGUUGAAA